AUGGGGAAGUUCAUGAGGAAGUCGAAGACAACAGGAGAGCGAGCCCUCGUGGAAGCCUCUCUAGGCGUACGUACAAGGGCCAAAACCCUAGCUUUGCGACGUCUCAAGAAAUCCGCGGCUGCACCGCUCUCUACGGCGGCAGCGGUGGCGGACUCCGAUGGGUCCUACCUUCAGCUCAGAAGUCGACGGCUAGAAAAACCCCAAAUCGUUGUGGCCAACAUCGAUGCAAAAAGACAGAGACAGCAUCCAAAACAGAGCAAUUUGCCAAACCCUAGGCAAGAAAAGGUAAACCAAAACCCUAGUUCUAAAACGAGUUCGAGGUUGAGAGUUGGGUCUUCUGCCAAUUCUGGGUCUUUUGGCGAAGAAAAUGGUUGCAUGCAGGCGGAGGACAAGAUGGUGGGUAAAGAGGAGGGUUGUUUGGAUACAGAUAAUCAAGAAAUUGACAACAAAGAAGAGAGUGGUGAUAGGGUUCUUGAAGCUUCUUUCGGAGAGAAUAUGUUCGAAUUUGAAGGUAGAGAGAGGAGCGCUAGGGAGACCACACCAUUUAGUUUGAUAAGGGAUCCAGACAACAUCAGAACUCUUGGUUCUACUACUAGUCCUACCAGUUCAACUGAGGCUAAUGGUAUAAUUCAAAAUUCAAUGGAAAGACACAUUCCAAUGGCACUUGAAAUGGAAGAGUUUUUUGCUGGUGCAGAAAAAGAGCAGCAAAGACAAUUUGUUGAGAAGUACAACUUUGAUCUCGUGAACGAGAAACCCCUUCUGGGCCGUUAUGAAUGGGUAAAGAUGGAGCCUUGA
Ilex paraguariensis (yerba mate) is the source of this 795-nucleotide messenger RNA. The record is from the annotation of a GenBank genome assembly. Lineage: Eukaryota; Viridiplantae; Streptophyta; Magnoliopsida; Aquifoliales; Aquifoliaceae.